This is a messenger RNA of Aureobasidium uvarum, 1551 nucleotides long. NCBI's taxonomy places the organism in Eukaryota, Fungi, Ascomycota, Dothideomycetes, Dothideales, Saccotheciaceae. The record is from the annotation of a GenBank genome assembly.
AUGGACUCUAUUCUUGGUCUCGGCGACAAGCUGGGUCGCAUGGCCGACUGGACCACCGAGGGCAAGGACCGUGAAGGCAGAGGAGGCAGACAACAAUACGGCCGCAACUUUAGAGGUGAGGAAGAUUUGGAACGANACCAGCCCUACGGCGCCGGCGCAGGUCUCCAAACCGCUCUCAACAUCGAGGGCAUCGGCGAGGAAGCUAGCUUCUCCAUUGUCGACAAUUCGCGCACUGCUGCUCGCCGCACUUUCGGCCGUGGCGGUGGCACCGUUUUCCGUGGCCGCGGUGGUGCUCGUGGUGGCGCUGCUCAGCGCGGAGGACGUGGUGGCACUUUCCAGCGCGUUGGAGGUGGCAGACCCGGACAACAGCAAUACGACAACCGUGGUGCACAGCGUGGAGGCCGUGGUGGCCGUAGAGGAGGCUGGAAGGACUGGGACAAGCCGCAGCGCACUCGCGAGGCUUCGGUCCAGCCUCGCGAUACCUGGAAGCUGCUUGAGGAGAUCGACUUCAACCGUCUCAUCAAGCUGAACCUGGACACUGGCGACGGCGAGGAUGUCGAGGACUACGGAUUCCUCUAUUACUACGACCGCCAGUUCGACAAGCAGCCCGGUGCUCCCACCUCUUUCCGCAAGCUCAACGUUGUUGAGCGCGCCGCCUACAAUGUCACAACCUCUCACGACCCCAUCAUCCAGGAUCUGGCCUCAAAGGACGCCGCUUCCAUCUUCACCACCAGCGAUAUCCUGUCCAUGUUGAUGUGCGCUCCCCGCUCCGUCUACUCAUGGGACUUGAUCAUCACCAGACAAGGAAACAAGGUCUUUAUCGACAAGCGUGAGGGCAGCAAUGUCGACCGUGUCACUGUCAACGAGAACGCCGCCGACGCACCGCUCGAGACUUCCGAGGGCACCAAGGACACCAUCAACAACGUUGGUGCCCUCAUGGAGGAGGCCACCCACAUCAACCACGUCUUCCCCAUCCAGACCGCCUACAAGUACCGCAAGUUCGACCUUUCGCUCGAGGCCGACGAGCAGCCACUACACAUCAUUGUCCGUACCGAGCUCGACGCCGUUGUCAAGAACGCCAUCUCUGGCGAGGACCAAUACCUCACCAUCAAGGCUCUCAACGAGUUUGACAACAAGGCCAUCGGCAGUGGUGGUGCUCUUGACUGGCGCACCAAGCUGGCUUCGCAGCGUGGUGCCGUUGUUGCUACCGAGAUGAAGAACAACAGCUGCAAGCUCGCCCGCUGGGCUACCCAGGCCAUUCUCGCAAAGGCCGACCAGAUGAAGAUUGGAAGAAAAACAACCGCAAACGACCACGUCAUCCUUGGUGUUCUCGGCUACAAGCCCCGUGAGUUCGCUGCUCAGAUGAACUUGAACCUCAACAACGGUUGGGCCAUUGUCCGCACCUUUGUCGACAUGGUCAUGUCGCAAGACGAGGAGGAGGCCAAGUUUGUGCUCGUCAAGGACCCCAACAAGCCUACCAUCCGCCUUUACAACGUUCCUCGCGACACCUUCGAGGAGGAAGAGGAGAUGGCCGGUAUUGACGAGGAGUAA